Molecule: messenger RNA, 4017 nt
Organism: Bolinopsis microptera
Lineage: Eukaryota; Metazoa; Ctenophora; Tentaculata; Lobata; Bolinopsidae
Product: probable E3 ubiquitin-protein ligase HERC4
Exons: 20
Coding region: 37-3105 (1022 amino acids)
Biological process (GO): protein polyubiquitination
Molecular function (GO): ubiquitin protein ligase activity
Source: RefSeq, a predicted model, not a curated record
UAUUAAGAAUGUGUACAGUAGAUGUUUAACAGGUAAAUGUCUAACAUUUGGUGCUGUGGUAGAGCUUCUGAUGGUCAACUGGGAGUAGUUGGAAAUGGGAGUGUGCUAGAGUUAAAUCAUCUAAAUAUCAAAGGUGUGAGUGGAGAUAAUGUGCGCAAUAUCUGUGGCAGUAAGAGGAGUACAGUUGUGCUAACAAGAGAUGGUCUGCUCUAUACAGCUGGUCAAGUUGAGGUGCUCGGCAGACCAGGAGAUAACACACCUCCUGCUAUCGUUUCUUCUUUAGAAAUUUUUACUAUAAAAUCAGUUGCAUGUGGUGAAGAUCACACAGUAGGAGUAACAAGUUCAGGAGCAGUCUGCUCCUGGGGUUUCAACUCUCAGGGCCAAUGUGGGCAUCCUCCUCCACAAUUCGUGCAGAAACCAACCUUACUCAGACCCCUCAUAGGUGUAAAAGUGAUCCAUGUUUCAUGCGGGGCUCGCCACACAUUAGCGUUAUGUGAAGGAGCAGAAGUGUUCAGUUGGGGGGAUAACACGUUUGGGCAACUUGGCUGUAACUCAGAACAGAAGCUUUGUUAUACACCGAGCAGAGUUACUGCUUUGGAUGGAGUUCCUAUCAUACAAAUAUCAGCAGGAGCGCGACACAACGGCGUGCUGACCGUCUCCGGUCAUCUCUUUAUCUGGGGCAGUAACUCAUUUGGUCAGCUUGGUCUGGGUGACCUGAUGCGUCGCCCCACACCGCGCUUAGUGCACCUUAUGUUGAGUCACUGUAUAGUGUCUGUGUGCUGUGGAGAGCACCACACAGCAGUGCUCACUGCUAAAGGAGCUGUGUUCACGUGGGGUGAUGGUAAUUAUGGGCAACUCGGACACGCCAAUACAAGCCAGCAGAUAGUUCCGAGACAGGUUCAGGAACUUAUGGGUGACAAGAUAGAUGCUAUAAGUUCUGGAUAUAACCACGUGAUAGCCAUGUCGUUGUCACGUGAGAUUGAUGACGUCACAGCUAAGCUAUACGGGUGGGGGAGCUGCUCCUCCGGUCAGCUGGGUGUGGGGAGAGUAGUUCACAACAUUCCUACCCCUACUCUCUUCCCUGAUAUCUGGACUGAUGCUGAUUUCUUCUUGGGAGAUAUUUAUUGUGGUGGAGAACAGACAUUUGCAAGAUUUUCAAAACAGAACAAGAGUUUGUUUUGUAACACACGGUCAUGUGACUUAUCAGAAGAAAAGUUCGCAUCUACUUUAGCAGAUUUAGAAGAACUUAAUGAUCCUACUCAACUAGUUACCUAUAUUACUCGGCUGUUUGGGAACGUAGCCAAUAUCAACAGUCUAUUCGUGCCACACAAAGUCAGAACAAAGCUAGGCGAAGGUAGUGGCAUUGACAUGACACGGCUGAGAAAGACAAUGGCACAACUACGGACUAUAAAACACGCGGAGUAUCACAAAGCUAUUUCAGGGAUGUUGGAGCACCAUGUUAUACCUCAUCUCCCAAGUGAUAUAGUAACGCAAGAGCAGUUACGGGUGUUCUGUAUACUACCAGAGUUCCCUUCCUUAUGUUAUCCCAAAGACUUUGUCCCUCAAUUCUCACAGGCUCUACUUGAACUUCCCGAGCAGCAUUUAAAAGCACUUCGUAACUGGUGGUCAGGAUACGAAGUCUCAUUUUUUGAAGCCCUGCUAUCAGUCUUCAAGCGGAGUGUGUACAGAAGCUUAGUUAAUCGACUACAUGACCCCGUGGAAAAUAAUAAGCGGUUAAAAAACAUGGAGAAGUGUCUAAAAGUUCUAGCCCUGCUGAACGAAGUGAAUUCUAACAAGGAGAUCGUGCCGUACAACGCGUUCUACAUCCACGAACUGACGGACCAACUCGAUCUGGAGGAGGACUAUAGGAACUGGAUAGAACAUCGCGAGGUAGCGUAUAAUGUGGUAUUUUGUAAAUACCCGUUUGUGUACACGGCUGAAGCCAAAGCGAAACUACUGAAGAUAGAUGCUAAUCAGCAGAUGAUGAAAACUGUGCAGAGUAUCGCUGUUAACCAGUUCCUAAAUAGGGGCCAGAUUAGUAUCAACCCUUUCUUAGAGUUGAAAGUGCGAAGAGACCACUUAAUAUUGGACACAUUGCGGCAGAUCCAAGAAUACGAGAGCAGACCUUAUCUCCUUAAGAAGCCCUUGAAAGUUAUAUUUGAGGGAGAGGAGGGUUACGAUGCAGGUGGGGUGAAGAAGGAGCUCUUUCUCCUCCUGAUGAAGGAGUUGUUGUCACCCGAUUACGGCAUGUUCUCUGUUGACCCCGAGUCGCGGUUCAUUUGGUUCUCAGAGUUCAGCUUUGAACACAACAGCAAUUACCAUCUUAUCGGAGUUCUGUGUGGUUUAGCCAUUUACAACUCUACUAUAGUUGACAUCAAUUUCCCGCCGGCGCUCUACAAGAAACUGCUCAAAAAGUCUGUGACUCUGAACGAUUUUGCGAAGCUUCAUCCUGUCCAAGCGAAUACUCUCCGACAACUUCUAGCGUACAACGAGCCAGACUUCGAAGAAACCAUGAGCUUGACUUUUUCAGUUAUGAGGGAUUUCUUUGGAGAAGUCGAAGAGAUCGAAAUCGUACCUGGUGGCAGAGAGAAAUCUGUAACUGUAGAAAACAGACACGAGUAUGUGAAGGCUUAUGUGGAUUACUACAUGAACAAAGUAAUAGAGGCACAAUACGAGGGAUUCGCUCAUGGAUUUCUUUAUGUAGCGGGAGGUAAAGUAUUCCAAGCAUUCCACUCAGAAGAACUGAUGCACAUGGUAUCAGGAAUGCAGGAUUUCAACUUCAAAGAUCUGGAGAGUAUAACGGAGUAUCAGAACGGAUAUCAUCCGGAGCACCCUGUUAUCAAGAUAUUCUGGCAGAUGUUUCACGAGAUGGAUCUCGGAACCAAGAAGAAAUUCCUGAUAUUCCUGACAGGAAGCGAUAGAAUACCAAUCCACGGUAUUCACAGUAUAAAGAUUAUUAUUCAGAAAGUUAAAGAUAAUACCAGAUUACCAGUGGCACACACGUGUUUCAACGUACUAGAUCUUCCUCCAUACCCCAAUAAAGAAAUAAUGGAAGAAAAGCUCCUGACUGCUAUCAUGAACACUGAGGGCUUUGGACUUGUUUAACUUAUAGUUUUAUAGCAGUUUUGGGUCUUAUACUUAUAUACAGUUAGAUUAAUUCAUUUUAUUGAUUUCUUGGUUCACCACGUAUUAUGCGAGUUUUAAGUUAUAUAGCGCGACAGAUACGUACUCAAGAAGUAUAUAUCACUGUGGCAAAGUGUGGUAUUGUCCACUGUGGCAUAUAAACUUUAGAACUGGACUUAUCGCUCGCCAAUGGUAAUAAUGGAAAAUGGACCCACUUAGUGGAUUUGUAAUUUGAUUGUUUUGAUUUCAGACGAGGUUUUUAUAGUUCUUUUUGAUAAUUCCUUGAAUUUCAGCUAGCUGAAUAUCUUUGUUAUAUGUAAGACAAGUAGUCCUGAAAUAUUUUGAAUAGAGAUUAGGUUUUGAUAAUUGUUUGAAUAACCUUUCUUAGGGGUUAAUCCAUAAAUCCAGUAUAAUAAUGAAAGUAAGUGGACCAGGACUAAUUAGAGCUCAGCUUACUUAACCCUGCAGGAAUUGUUUUAUGUUAAUCUGACUUAGUAUUCCGUCUCGGAAAUAUUAGUUAAUGAUAGCGAAAUUUUGGGAGACAAAUGAGUCAUUUAAUUCAAGUUAAUGGACUUUAAAGUAUCUAAUAGUAAUGUUCAGCCUGAUAUCAUGGCUAUGGUCGGUUCUCAUCCAGAAUUACUGCAGAAGCUCAAUGCCGGGAAACCGAGAGGAAAUCGUGAUGUAUCUUCGUUAAAAUAUUAACUAAUCAUAACAUUAUUCAAUAUUUGGGGUGGUCAGUUUAAAAAUUGUUUACUUUAAUGGUUGGUCGUUUUUGAUUGUGGGAAAUCUUGAUAAAAGGAUGACUAUUUUUACCAAGGUUAUAAAAUGUGAUUUUAUCUAAUGUCAUGAAAUAGUGAGUUGUAAUGUAGGUUUAAUGUAUAAAUGGAAGUUAAA